AUGUUUAUGGGCAAUAGGACGGAUCGUUGGUUAAAUCGUAUCGGAAGUAUCAGUAAUUCAAUGGAUCGUUUAGACGGUAGACAUAGAUCAAAAAUCUCUCCGUACUUAGAAGGUUCACCUGAUGAUGAAAUAAUCUUAUAUCGACAAGGUAUAACAACGAAAAAUGCUCGUAUCCAAACUUCAUUCACACCAGACGAAAACGAUCAUCCUCGACGACAUGUCAAAAGUAAAAAUGCUCGAGUACAAACGAUGUUAACAGCAGCUGAACUUGAUGAUCAAUCAAAUGACUUCCAUCGAUAUUCACGAAAUAGAGAUCGACCCGUUUCAUCUGAUAAACUUGUUGAUGAACAAAGAGAUCAGAUUCAAGCACCACCAAUUCGAGGACAACGAGCGCUUGUCGAUGAACCAGAUGCAGACCCCAAUAAAAAAGCAACCGAAGAUAGUCCGAAAGACGUAUCAAUUGUAGAAAUGGAGCCAGUAAAUCCUAUUGCUGGAUAUGCUGAAGAGCCUCUUGUAUCCCUUGUUGAAGCAUGUGAACCACUANAUGUAGAGUCGUGUCGAAUACAAUCCGUCUGUUUCAUCAGAUAA
Molecule: messenger RNA, 588 nt
Organism: Adineta ricciae
Lineage: Eukaryota; Metazoa; Rotifera; Eurotatoria; Adinetida; Adinetidae
Source: the annotation of a GenBank genome assembly